Molecule: messenger RNA, 786 nt
Organism: Colletotrichum godetiae
Lineage: Eukaryota; Fungi; Ascomycota; Sordariomycetes; Glomerellales; Glomerellaceae
Exons: 1
Coding region: 1-786 (261 amino acids)
Source: RefSeq, a predicted model, not a curated record
AUGGAUGCCGCCCCAGGACGACGCCGAGAGAGAGGCGAAAGCCAGGCAGCCUGGAUCAAGCGCCUGCGCACCACGAUCUCAGGGACAGACGGCGUGAACGAGUUAGAUCGGCUGAUGCAGGACGCGAGAGAAGCCGGCAAUUCUUCAAUGGGCUUCAGUCAAGCGAGCGUCUUGACCCAGAAGCGACAAGACCGGAUCCUCGAGGACUACGGCACGUUUGUUCGCGUCUUCAAGAAACUGCCAGAUGGUAUCGGCGAGAAGGAAUUAGAUGAGCUCCGCUUCCCGUCACCAUUGGAAGGCGAGCAGCAGCCUGACAGAUUCGAUUCCCUAUGGCGACUCUUUCGCCAUUAUCUCUCCUUUGUUGCCGAGUCCAAGAUUCCCAGCUACAACACGCAAAGUCUGGUUUCUUACUCGACACUCAUUCAGUACCGUGAGGCCUUUCAAAUUUGGGUCGUCCCGAAGUACGGCGGGCGUGACAUCGUGCCGCCUUCGUCACGCCAUGUUUUCAAGCAGAUGACGGAAAUGCUACGCACACUGGCAAUCGAGAAGAAGCUCGUCCGGCUCAACUCUGGACCAAGCGGUCAGGUCCGCAUCGGUCUGGAUGACAUCCGUCAGCUCAUCGACAUGGAAUUUCGAGAGACAGUGAGCAUCGAGCUUUCAGAACAACACUAUUUCGCCAUCUGCCUUGGAAGGGCUUGCGCUCUACGCCCAGACUCUUUGGGCCCCUCAGCUGACGAAAAGGUCAAGACUGGCAAUGCCAUCGAUGAAAUGCCCUUCUUGGCCUAG